CUGCUGUAAUUUAAGCGCAAGCUGAUGACGGGGGAAGCGACCCGUUCCGUCUUUACUGUAGGUGGGAAACGAUGUGACAACCUUCCGUCACAUUUAAAACAGUCAGGCUGUUAGUGAGCUGUUCUUUCCCUGUACAGUCAGCAGACUCUGUAAUGACUGUAUCAGGGCCAGGAACGGAACACGUCGCCGAAGACGGAGAACUGAUCUGAAGUUACUUUUUACACAACUCGGAUUAUAUUAUCGGUCGCUGUGAUUUACUCCUAAAAAAAAAAAAAAAAGAUCUGAAUUAUUUACUCGGGCAGUCAGUUUGGUGGCUAUUCCCCAGAGUCUCCAUCCAUCGGAAAAUAAAGUCCAGUGAUGGUGAACAGCCGUGUGGAGUCGUCAGCUGUGGCUGUAACAGGUGGAGGUGGAGGUGGAGGCGGAGCAGGCCGAUCGUGUGCCGGCUGUGGUGGCCGCAUCUCUGACCGCUUCCUGCUCUUCUCCAUGGAGCGCUAUUGGCACACGCGCUGCCUGAAGUGCUCGUGCUGCCAGGCACAGCUGGGUGAGAUCGGCACCACCUGCUAUAGCAAAGGGGGCAUGAUCCUCUGCAGGAAUGACUACAUCAGGUUGUUUGGACACAGUGGGGCUUGCAGUGCAUGUGGUCAGUCAAUUCCAGCCAGUGAGAUGGUGAUGAGGGCACAGGGGAAUGUCUACCACUUGAAGUGUUUCACAUGUGCUACAUGUCGGAACCGCCUGGUGCCCGGGGACAGAUUCCACUAUGUCAAUGGCACCAUUUUUUGUGAGCAUGACCGGCCUGGAGGAGGCAUGCUCAGCAGUCACUUGGCUCCACUACAGAGCAGCACGCUCCUGCCAGACCAGAAGGUAUGCUAAAGGGACAAGGACUCAGCACAGCACAGCGUGCCUUCUAUUUGUCCUUCUUUUUCUGUUCACCUUUUCUCCAUCUUCUUCAUCUUUACCUUGCUUCAGAGGCACUGAUGUCCCUCCAUUUGUGGGUGAACACAUUACCGGACUCUUGAAAGCUUUGCUUGAAAAUAGAAGUUUGUCUUUUCAAACAAAAUUCUCUGAGGCUGGAAAAGCUUCCUCCUUCAUGUUCAGGGUAAGAUGAGUGAGCAGAGAAGAUUCAAGUUACUGUUAAUGUUGGCUGUGGGAUGGCAUUAGCUGAACCCUGCUGAUAAGCCCUAAACACAGAGGAUGAGGAAAGGAGGCCCAUGUUUCCAAUUCUGUUUUUAACAUUUGAUAUUAAGACACUUUUUGAGGACACCUUGGAUGUUACGUGAAACAGUCCUGACAGUGAAAUGCAGUGGAGGAUGCUGUUACUUCUAACAGAUGAUGCCGAUUGUUUUUCCUUUCAACAGAGAGAGACCUGACAUUUUGUGGCUUAUACUCUGUAAAAACACAGUUUGCGUAACUUAUGAUUGUGUGAGUUUUGUAUUGCUGGUAUUUGCCUGUUUAACAUCAUUGGCAGGAGUUCAUGUUUCUGUGGGUCUGUGGGCCUGAUGUACUGAUGUCUUGCUUAGGACAUCAGACAAAAAGAAUAGAAUACAAAUGUGUAUAUAUAUAUAUAUAUAUAUAUAUAUAUAUAUAUAUAUAUAUAUAUAUAUAUAUAUAUAUUGUCUUUUACUGUUGUAUUGUGUGCUCAGCAGCUGAA
Molecule: messenger RNA, 1648 nt
Organism: Neoarius graeffei (lesser salmon catfish)
Lineage: Eukaryota; Metazoa; Chordata; Actinopteri; Siluriformes; Ariidae
Gene: lmo4la
Product: LIM domain only 4a
Exons: 5
Coding region: 358-870 (170 amino acids)
Source: RefSeq, a predicted model, not a curated record